UCAUUAAAACUCGCAAUGGACGGGCUGACGGUGGUACGGUCGCCGUCGAUGAUCCAACGGGGGCAGCCUCUCUUAGCCCCAGAAGUCGGUCAAGUGAAGAAAAACCGAAAGUUCGGCGAGAUGGCCGGCGAGACGGCGGCGGAGUGCGCGGCGGUGUGGUGUUGCUGCCCAUGCGCGGUGAUGAAUCUGGUGGUGUUGGCGGUGUACAAGGUGCCGGCCGGACUGUGCAGGAAGGCGUGGAGUGUGCAGAGGAGACGACAGCGUAUUGCGAGGAGAAAACAGGUGGGUGGGCUUUUGAUCGGGCCAAAUGUGGGGUCAUUGUUGGAUCAUGGGACCCAAAUGGAAGAAUUAUUAGAGACCACGAAUACGGAGGAGAAUGUGAGCAUUCUUGAAUUGGAGAAGGAGAUGUGGGAUCAGUUUCAUGGAGCUGGAUUUUGGAGGAGUCCUUCUCAGAAAGAUGUAGAGAUUCACCCUCACGCUCAUUAAAAAUAAAAAAAAUAAUAAUAACAUGGUAAUUGUACGAAUUGCUUAUUCAUUGGAUUUGGGUUAGAAUCAUAUUUUUU
Molecule: messenger RNA, 563 nt
Organism: Pistacia vera
Lineage: Eukaryota; Viridiplantae; Streptophyta; Magnoliopsida; Sapindales; Anacardiaceae
Exons: 1
Coding region: 16-486 (156 amino acids)
Source: RefSeq, a predicted model, not a curated record